Molecule: messenger RNA, 2660 nt
Organism: Nezara viridula (southern green stink bug)
Lineage: Eukaryota; Metazoa; Arthropoda; Insecta; Hemiptera; Pentatomidae
Source: the annotation of a GenBank genome assembly
AACCAAUCUUAUCAAUCAUAUAACACAUGUAGAUACCUAAUAAUUUAAUUCCCUUAUUAUUAUUUUUGUUUGUGUUUAAUAUUUUUCUAUAAAAAUGGCACUAGUUGAUAUUACAUCAGAAGUUUCUUUGCAACAUUGGUACAUUGCCAACCCUUGUCCUGGGCACACAACAGGUAGAGCUGGAGUUGUAUUUAGAAAUCUUAUAAACACAAUUAUGGUAUCUCAGUGUGCUCUUGCUUCUCCUUGCAUGUUUCCAGACGACUUUGGACCAUUCAUGGGACAGUCUUGUGGCGGUAAUUGUGUACAGUUCGAUUUUAUAAUAGUUGGUGGAGGGACAGCAGGGUGUAUUUUAGCAAAUAGGUUAUCUGAAAUAGAGACUUGGAGUAUUUUAUUGUUAGAGGCUGGAGGGGAUCCACCUAUUUCCUCGGAUGUGCCAAAGUUCUAUAUGUCGCAACAGUUAUCAUGUAUAGAUUGGAAAUUCAAGACAGAAAAAGAAGAAGGUAUGUAUCAAGCUAUGAUUGGACAAAGGAAUCUAUGGGCAGCUGGUAAAGUUUUAGGAGGUUCUAGUACAAUAGGGCGGAUGCAAUAUCACAGAGGCCAUCCUUCAGAUUAUAAUUUAUGGGCUAGACUUGGUAACACUGGUUGGUCUUAUCAAGAACUGCUUCAUUACUUCAAAAAAGCUGAAGAUAUGAGAGACAAAGAAGUAAUGGCCUGUCCUGAAAUAAACCAAUAUCACGGUAUAGGUGGGUAUUUAUCUCUAGACAAAUUUAGAAGCAGAGAAGUACUGGUUGAUCAUAUUAAAGAUGCUGCUAGAGAAUUAACCUAUGAAGACAUUAGAGAUUCUAAUGGUCCUAUUGCUACUGGAUUCUUUUCAGCCCAUGCAACAUUAAAAGAUGGAGAAAGAUUGAGUACAGCUAAGGCCUAUUUAUCACCGAUUAGAGACAGACCUAAUAUAUUUGUUGCCAAGUACUCACAUGUAACAAAGAUAUUAUUUAAUGGUAAAAGAGCAGUGGGUGUUGAGUAUAAAUGGAGGAAUGAAACCAAAUUAAGAACUGCUAUGGUGAAAAAAGAAAUCAUCAUUACAGCUGGAACAAUCAACACAGCCAAGCUUUUGAUGCUAUCAGGGAUAGGUCCAGCGAGACAUCUUGGCAAAUUAGGUAUACCAGUCCUGUCGGAUUUAAGAGUGGGUUGUAAUCUUCAGGAUCAUGUAACUUUCGGUGGUGCUGUGAUGACAUUAAAUAAAACAAAAAAGGCAAGUUCUCCUUUUCAGCAUCUAGAUUCAGCUUAUGAAUAUCUUUCGAGGCGCUCUGGUCACUUUGCUUCUAUACACGAAUCAGAAGUUUUAGGUCUUGUAGGUAUACAUGAUGACGAAGAACCAGAUUUAGAAAUGUUUCAUUUAUUUAUUAGGCAAAAUGACAUGACAACUUUUAACAUGUGGGCAUCAACUCUUAAUUUAACGCCUGAUGUAAGAGAGAUGUUUAUAAAACUAAUAUUGGAUUAUGAUUUAUUAAUAAUAAUGCCUAUAAUUUUGAGACCAGCAAGUAGGGGAUUAGUACAGCUUAGGAGCUGUGAUCCCUUUGAUCCACCAGUCAUUUUUUCAGGUCAUCUCAGAGAAGAUUCAGAUGUAGAUCAAAUGCUGUCGGGCAUCAAAUUUGUUACACUUAUGGCAGAUACCGUUGCACUUCGUCGACAUGAAGCUGAAAUGAAGCGCAUUAAUUUCCCUGGGUGUUGUGAUGAAGAAUUUAACACUGAUGGUUAUUGGACUUGCGCCUUAAGUCACUUGGCUACCACUUUUAAUGACUAUGUUGGCACUACUAAAAUGGGCACAUCUUGCGAUAAAACAGCAGUUGUUGAUCCACAGUUGCGUGUUUAUGGUGUCAAAGGUUUGCGAGUUGCCGAUGCAUCAAUUAUACCCCUGAUUCCAAGUGGAAAUAUUAUGGCAGCAGUAGUUGCCAUAGCUGAAAAGGCUUCUGAUAUGAUUAAAGCGGAUUGGCUAACGGAGAAUGCUUUAGGUCGUAAAACUACUUGUGCCCCUCCAUGUAAUAUUUCAUAUCCUCCAAAGAAGCCUGUACAGAAACCUCUAAAACAAGAUUUUUUGAAGACGGAAACAGGAAAACAAGUCUUAAUUAAUCCACCGACUACACCUGUUGUGAAAAUAAAAGUCUAAAUACAAUAGCCCUUUACUUUUAUGGUUAGAGGUUGAAAUAUUGUUAUGAACCAAAUCAUUGCAUUUUUAGGAUUUUACGGUGAAUUACAAGGAAGUAGUAACGGAAAAUUCAAUUUUUUACUUAUGACUAUGAUCAUAUGUUUAAUCUUAUCGAAGAAUAUAUAAAGGCAGGUAAAAGGAUGAGAUGGAUAUGAUUUACUCAAGACUUAUGAAAUUGAAUUAAGGAUUCAAAGAAAUAUGAAGAUAUUUGUUUACAUUGUAAUUGAAAAUUAAUAUACUUAAAAUUAAUAUAUAGACUAACAUAAUUUCAUAGAGGUUUUUAAGGUAAUAGAUAAAAUGCAUAUUAUUGAAUUUUAAAAAGUUCAAAAAAAAAAAAAAAAUAUAUGAAAUGAUGUUAGUCAAUAAAAUUUCUAUUUAUAAUGUCUAAAUAUAUAUCUAUAAACUGCUUCAUGGAAAAGUAGUGCUUUGAAAAAUACAAUUUAUUUUUCUGUGA